AUGUCACGCGCUCACCCAGCCCCUGGCUCUGAUACUAUGAGAGAGCUGAUCUUAAUGCAGGCAAUAAUUAACGCAUACAACGCACCUCCAAAAUUUGAUAUCGCCGCAAAGGCUCUGGGGAUUACUGUACAUGCAGUUUCGGGGCGCUACAAUCGUCUCAAAAAGAAAGUUGAAGCUGCCGGUCUCUCUCACCCGCUUUAUGACAUUGGAGAAGAUGGGCAACCCAUCAAGCGGGGGAGGGGGAGGCCUCCCAAGAGGCUCAAGACUCUCGCUUCAGACAAAGCUGUGCCCGCGGUAUUUGCACAGGACCAUGAUGAUGACGAAGAUGACCCAGAGGCUCCGGGAGCAACGGUAGUUAACUCAACGACUGGGAAUUCUAAGGUUGCCAAAAGUGGGGAUAGGAUCGUAAAACUGGAAUAUCCAUCCUCAGACGGCGAAGGUUCUUUGGAUACUUAA
Molecule: messenger RNA, 456 nt
Organism: Orbilia oligospora ATCC 24927
Lineage: Eukaryota; Fungi; Ascomycota; Orbiliomycetes; Orbiliales; Orbiliaceae
Exons: 2
Coding region: 1-456 (151 amino acids)
Source: RefSeq, a predicted model, not a curated record